Molecule: messenger RNA, 942 nt
Organism: Fonsecaea erecta
Lineage: Eukaryota; Fungi; Ascomycota; Eurotiomycetes; Chaetothyriales; Herpotrichiellaceae
Exons: 4
Coding region: 1-942 (313 amino acids)
Source: RefSeq, a predicted model, not a curated record
AUGCCCUCGUGGGUCAACGGCGCUCGUCUCGGAGAAGGCGGAGUCGAACUCGCCACUAACGACGAUGUCGCGUUCAUUCCAAACAUUGGCCUCCCAUACAGACUGGCCGAUCAUCGCAAGAACUGGGCCAUUUGGUUCAGCUGCUACUGCUUCGACGGCUGUGUGCUCCCCAUUAUCUUGUUCUAUGCGCUUUGGUAUAGAUCUACCUUGACCCAUUGGGGAAUCUUUACGCUUAUUACCUCUUUGUCCUUCUGGACCUCAUACCACAAAUGGUUCUCCCGGGGAUAUCGACUGUUGAUCAAGCGCGAUCCCAAAUGUAGACCGAUCAAUGGCGGCCGCUGGUGGUUUGACUGCUCAUACUAUGUCUUGUCGGUGGCGCUUUUAAUCGUCAUCGUCGAACUUGUCGCUGCGACUGCGACCAGAAACGUCAAGGUCAAAGUCAUCUCGAUGGCACCGCCCUCAGUCCUGUACACCAUCGGAGGCUACAUGCUGCUGCAGAACACGGUUCACUGCCUGGGCGUCCGCACGCCUAUCACUCUUUCAUCAUUCAAGCGAGGCUCUCUCACACCUCCCCCCUUGUUCACUGUGAUGGAGGACGUCUUCGCCGUGGACGGCUGUCACUCGGGCUUACCUGCCCGACACGCGAUGCUCGCCACGUACAAUGCCAGUGCGAGAUUCCGCAGCACUCUGAUGUGGUGGUCGUGGGGUUGGUGUGUUGCCUGUCUGACUGUUGCAGCUGGCUUGUCUAUCGUAGUAGGACUUACAGAAGGAACAACCGGCUUCGGUAUUGCUUACGGUGUUUCUUUCCCAUUCAUCGUGUUCAUGUCAGUGGUCACGGCUUUCUGGAUGGAGGCCGAAGACGCCCGGGGUGCAUUCUCGGCAUCUGUAGGCCAGGAGAAGGCCUUGCGGAGUGUUUCUGUCAGAAAUGGCCGUCCGGUAUGA